Molecule: messenger RNA, 1650 nt
Organism: Brachypodium distachyon (stiff brome)
Lineage: Eukaryota; Viridiplantae; Streptophyta; Magnoliopsida; Poales; Poaceae
Product: F-box/LRR-repeat protein 14
Exons: 2
Coding region: 287-1558 (423 amino acids)
Biological process (GO): SCF-dependent proteasomal ubiquitin-dependent protein catabolic process
Cellular component (GO): SCF ubiquitin ligase complex
Source: RefSeq, a predicted model, not a curated record
GGGCAUCUUCUCCGUUCUCCACCAAAACAGAACACCAAGCCAAAGGGGACUCUGAACCGCGAGCGAGGGUUUUUCGCCUCGGACCUCGCCGCGGAGAUUUUCCUGCCUGCCUACCUCCGCCGAAUGCAACCCACGAUCGCCGCCGUCUCAGCUGUGUUCUUCCCUUUCAGCUGGUGCUAAAUCCCCCGGAUUCUGCUGAUCGCUGGUUCCUCCGCCCGAGUUCAGCGCCAUGCCAUGCAGACCCUUGAGGGUUGAGAUUUCCUGACUUGUGCAGCUGCAGUACUCGAUGGAAGACCUCCCUGAGCCACUGCUAGCCGAGAUCCUCAAAUGGAUUACCAGGGCAAGUGAUCGCAAUUCUCUAUCCCUCGUGUCAAAGCACCUCUACACCAUUGAGGCGGAGCAUAGGGACACUAUCCGCAUCGGUUGUGGACUUCACUCUACAACAGAACCUUUAGAAUCACUUUUCUCCCGGUUCCCCAAUUUGUUGAAAGUUGAGAUCGAUUACUCUUGUUGUUCGUCCAGUCAAGGGAAGCAGUUGGACAACCAAGGCCUCCAUAUGCUUUUAUCUCACUGCCCCUCACUGUCUGAUCUCACCUUAAGCUCCUGCUCAUAUGUCAAUAACUCUAGUCUAGCUUAUGUUUCUUGCUUUGCUAAGCUGAGGUCCCUCAGGCUGAAAUGCACAUCAACAGUAAAUUCGAGUGGGCUUCUUUCGGUGGUGGCUGGUUGCAAGAGUCUUUCACUCCUCCACCUUGUCGACUGUAAGGGAGUAGAUAACAUGGAAUGGCUGGAGUACCUUGGCAGGUAUGGAUCAUGGGAAGAGCUUGUGGUAAAGAAUUGCAACGAAAUCAGACGAUAUGACCUCCUAAAGUUUGGUCCAGGAUGGGCGAAGCUCCAAAAGUUCGAGUUUGAGAUGAAUGGAAAGUACCGGUGCACUCCGCCACAUGAUCCCUCCUAUCCACAUAGCUAUGACAUAAGCUGUGAGAAUUUGAAGGAACUUAGGUUGGCUCGUAUUGUAACGACACAAGUAUUCGGACUCCGUUUCCUCUUGGGGAAGUGCAAAGCAUUAGAGAAACUUUGGCUCGAGUUUGUUGUUGGUCUAAAUGAGAAUGAGCUGAUCAAAAUCUUCCAGAACUGCAGCAACCUUAAAAGCAUCUCAAUUUGGCGCUGCAGUUUUCAAUUUGGGACUGCAUUGACUAAUAAUACAUUUAAGGCUCUAGCCCUCAGCUGCCCAAUGCUUCAGGUUCUUGAGAUCUCCUGCAGAAUAGGCUACACACAGAAGGGUAUUGUAGCACUCGUCCAGUCCUGUCCAAUUCGUGAUCUUGUACUAAACGGUGGCAGCAUUUUCCGUGACGAGGGGGCGGAGGGCCUCUCAUGCUCACGGUUCUUGGAGAGGCUGCAUCUCGUGUGCUGCAGCUCUAUAACUGAUGCUGCGAUGAAUUUCAUUAUAGAGUCUCCUUGCUUGAGUAAUCUCACACUCAGCAGAUGUGAUAAUGUGACAGAUGAUGGAAUGGCUGUGCUAGUUAUAAACCGUAGUAGUAAUUCCCGUCAAAAACUGUAGUAGUAAUAAUUAUAAAUUAAUUGUAAGACAGAUGCACUCAUUUCCAUUUACAAUAAUUCAAAUGUUUUAUACAUGUUUUUGGUAAUUCAACA